Molecule: messenger RNA, 1488 nt
Organism: Rhipicephalus microplus (southern cattle tick)
Lineage: Eukaryota; Metazoa; Arthropoda; Arachnida; Ixodida; Ixodidae
Product: protein disulfide-isomerase
Biological process (GO): response to endoplasmic reticulum stress; protein folding
Cellular component (GO): endoplasmic reticulum
Molecular function (GO): protein disulfide isomerase activity
Source: RefSeq, a predicted model, not a curated record
AUGACUUUUCCCCCACCUGCUCUACCCAUCCCGUCCACACCUGCCAGCGCUCCGGAACCUGCUAGAGUUCCUGGAGACGGGAAUAGCUGCCUACAGAUGAGUAGAGACCUGCCGACCCUGCCCCUGCUGCUGCCUUCGGCGGCCGACUGCAUGGAAUACGAUAUUGAGGACCGGGUGCUCGUUCUCAACGACAGCAACUUCGACGUGGCCAUAAAGGAGCACAAGAAAGUGUUCGUCUUGUUCUGCCUCACCUUCGAGAAGUGCGAGGCCCUGGCAGCCGAUUGUGCCAAGGCUGCUAAGCAGUUAGAGGAGGAAGGCUCGGACAUCAAGUUGGCCAAGGUGCAUGGCAACUACGAGUCCCAGCUAAUUUGGCAGUACGGGCAUGUCUUCCCGAGGCUCACGUUUUUCCGCGACGGACAACUGGUCGAGUACAAAGGUAGCUGCACGGUAGAGGAGAUGACGCAGUGGGUUAAGAAGACCGAAACCCCGGCUCGGCUACUAACUACAGUGGACGAUGCCAGGGCCUUCGUGGACAGCGCGAACGUCACCGUCAUGGGCUUCUUCAAGGACCAGACGAGCAUGGAGGCCAAAGAAUUCCUCAAGGCUGCGUAUACCAUCGAACAGCACCCUUUUGCGAUCACUUCGGAGGACGCAGUGUACAAAGAGCUUGGUGCCAGCAAGGACGGAGUCGUGCUCUUCAAAAAGUUUGAUGAGGGCAAAAACACUCUCACAUUGAAGCCUACCCGUGACAAGAUUCGGUCAUUCGUCGCUAUGAACAGCCAGCCCCUGGUUGUGGAGUUGACGCGGGAAAAUACCCAGGACUUGCUUAGAGGCCCGAUUCAACAGUACAGCCUGCUCUUCUUCACCAAGGACAUUGCCAACUUGAAGGAAGUUAUGGAGAACUUCAGGGAGGCUGCUGCUGCAUUCAGGCUCCAGGUUGUCUUCGUGGCCAUCGACAUUGAUCAGGAGAACCUCGAGAUCCUCCUCAUGUACUUCCAGAUCUGGAAGGACGACGUUCCUGCCCUGCGCUUCGCCAAGCGCGAGGGUGCCGGAGUUACCAGCUUCAAGCCCGACACGAAUUCGCUCGAGGUCGAGGACAUCAAGAGCUUCGUCCAAGGCGUGCUGGACGGCAGCAUCAAAGACGACCCCCUGUUACCGUUUAUGCGGUACUCGAACGUCCCUUUUGCCCAGGUUGUCACGCAAAAGAACUUUGACGAGGUCGUCUUCGACAAAACCAAGGACGUCCUGGUGCUAUUUUACUCGCCCUGGUGCAACCUCUGUGACCGUCUGGCGCAGAUCUACGAUUCGUUGGCCCACGAGUACAAGGACCACAAGAACUUGCUCAUCGCCAAGAUGGACGCCACGACCAAUGAGCUUGAGCACACAGAGUUCCACAGCAUCCCCACCUUGAGGCUGUACAAGAAGCAGACCAAUGAGGCGAGUUUCUGGGCAAAUGUCUGCUGUCUAUAUGCUGCCGAAGUUACGUGA